Molecule: messenger RNA, 3590 nt
Organism: Trachemys scripta elegans
Lineage: Eukaryota; Metazoa; Chordata; Testudines; Emydidae
Product: myelin regulatory factor-like
Exons: 8
Coding region: 643-1731 (362 amino acids)
Source: RefSeq, a predicted model, not a curated record
GGAGGUGGGUCUGAGAAAGGAGAAUACAAUAAUGACUGGGAGGGAGAUGGUAGACCAGGGACUUCUCUUCACCCUUUCUUGUAAUGCUAGAAUAAGGGGAUAUUCGAGAACAUAGAAAGGCAAUACAUUUGAAUCUGAUAAAAGGAAACCCUUUACACACAGCAUAAUUAGUGUGUGAAACCCACAGGCACAAGAGAUGAUUGAGACACAGGGCUACUGGGUUCAGAAAAGGAUUAGACGUGUGUCUAGUUAAGGAUACCCUCUGCUUAUGUUGGGGAGCACCAAGAGAUCUUUUAGAAAGGAUGUAAAGCUCCAUGCUUCAGGCAAUAAACUAACCCCUAGCUGACCGGAACAGAAAGAAACUUCCCCUGGGGGCAGGUUAUUCCAUAAUUACCUACUAAGGAGCUUCUUAGAACUUCUUCUGAAGCAGCUAGAGCUGGUCAGUGCCAGAUCCAGGAUCCUAGGCUAGAUCUGGCCUGACAAUCCCUGUAUUCCUAGCUCUGCUCUGUCUCUGCCAACCAUUUCCUUCCCCAGCCUGGCACUCUCCCCCUUUCCUGUCCUGCUCACUACUUGCCCAUUCUUCCUCUUUCUCCAUGUCUGCUCUCCAUCCCUGUCCCAUCUCCUAGCUUUUGCUUUCUCUCCAUGUCUGCUCUGCCCCUCCCAAUCCCACACUGCCCCUCAUACCACCCCUUCUAUACAGAUCUAGACAGUGCUUGUGUUUCUUAUGUGAAAGGCUCUUACACACAUUUCCUGCAUUUUAGAUUAAAUCAGAACUUUGAUAAGACUCAGCUUGUUUCUUCCACGGCUUCGUCAGACAGACCUAGUGAUGGCACUUCCCCGCACCCUGUGACAGUGAAUGGGCCUGACUCUGCCUAUCGCUUGCCCAGCCGUAGCAUCGCUGUGUGUUUCAGCCCUCCGUGUUUUUCCAUGUGCUGUUCUGCUGCUCCCACCAAUGCCUCCGCUGUUGCUGUCUCUGAGAGCAGCCCCACGCAUGCCCCCAACAGGACAGACCAGAUCCACACCUCCCUCCUGCCAGGGAUGAGUAUCAAAGCCAAAUCAAGGGGUGUGACGGGGAAGGUGACCUCUCACGCCAAGUGGCCAAAGACCCCGGAGCGGUCGCAGGGCUUUGGCAGCCCCAACGCCAGCCCCUCCUCCCCCUUCACCCACAUUCAGAGCAAAUCCAAAUACAUCUCCAGCCUCUCGUUGUCACGAAACAGCUUCCCGCUGGGGCAGACCCGGCAGCAGCGCAGCAUCGCCCAGCCUGCCAGCCAGCAGCCCAGCAUCACGGGCACUGGGCAAGACGGGCCGGACGCUUCGCUCCGCUCCAUCCGGAUUGUGGAGAAUGACAUGGCCAUCACUCCCCACUACUGUGCAGCCAGGGAUGCAUGCAGGAGAGGAAACAUCACCUACCGCAUCCCCAUCAGCCCGUCCACAGCAGUGAACACCAACCUGACCUUGGAGAUGAAUGCCUCCUCUGCUGUGUCCAUCUACCUUUGUGGCCUCCAGUCCAGUGACCCAUGUCAGAACACAAUGAGCGUGGACAGCUCCACCAACACCACAGACACCCAGGAAAUGACACAGCGUUGGCCCAUGGUGAUGCUGUCUUUCCGGGAGUUCACCUACCACUUCCGAGUAGCCCAGCCUGGCAAAGCCAACUGUAGUACCACCCCGGAGCACAUGGGACACCUCUUCACUGACUAUUAUUUCCAGUUUUACUGGCUCUGUGAGUGAGUCCCAGCAGCAUCAGUGCCCUUUGCUGGGAGAGAGGAAGGGGACUGGUGAAACCUAUCAGAUUGCCACAUGCCUUCCUCUGUAAACCUCCAAGUCCCCUUCUGCUCCCACCUUCCCCUUGGGGCUCUGAGCUACUUUGGUUCUAUCCUGGGGACGAUAUAGACACUGAAGUGCUCCAAAAGGAAUAUAGGAACUCUGCCAGGAGCAACACAACCAGCCCCAGGGAUCUACUGGACAUGCCAACCAAACACCAUAGCCCACAAUCCUGGGCAACUGUGUCCAUCUCCUUCCCUUCUGGAGACACUGGCACCCGUCUCCCUCCCUCUGCUACACUGGAUUUGAAAGUGUUACACUGGAUCACGUGUGGACAGGCUUGUCCCAAGCUCUAGAGCUGGGACUGUGGUCUGGCUGGGAACGACAGCCCGAGAGGCCUAUCGGUUCCUGUAGCAACGCAGCAGCUCUCUGCAACACUGGAAUUUAUCUUCCAAGACUGGAGCUCUUGUCAAUACUGAAACACUGGAAUUCAUCCUGAAAAGAGGGCUCUGCCUGGACAUACUGGAAGUCAUACACUGGAGUUGCUGUUCCUUCUGGUCAGCCACUGGCUAUUCUCCUGCAUCCCUACUCCAUAGGAUUCCUGGUGACAUUGCGAUGCUCCACAUGGACAGCCAGAGAGAAACCCUGCCAAGGAGGGGGCUGCAGAGGCAACAGGGUUCUCCUUGGUCCCUUUCCUCCCUGCCCUGUUUCCCACACUCCAUGCAGACCAGACCUGAACAGAUGAAUUUAAGAACCCCACAAAACCCCUAGUCAGCCUGUGCCAGCCAGUUGGCAAGGGCUUGCCCUUGAUUUCCCCCCCACCCAGGAAGUGGGGAGAAGAGGCACCUUGGGAGCAGAGUCACCCCCCGCCCAAAUACAUCUAUCUAAGGGGUCAGUUUGCAGGUGUUUGUUGCGGUACCCCAUAUUUCUGUGGUUGGGGUGGGGACUGUUCCUGUUACUCUAGAGUAGCUAGAGCUGGCUGGUCCCAGGGCAAGCCCCACAGAAUAGCCCUGAAGCCCAGGUUCACCCUGCCUGCCUGUGCUCAGGGGUGCCAAAGGGAGGCCACCAGCACAGACUGCUCUGCACAAUGGGAGUGGGGCUGCUGGAGACUCAGGUGACUGGUUUCACUGCACCUACUGGUGAAUACAGCUCUGUUCCCAAUAGGUCUCUGCCAGGAAAGGUGGCCCCCUACCGAUUUCCCCUAGGAGGGGAGGGGGCAGGUCACUCAAGGCCUGGCUCCCAUUGCCCCCUGGGUAAGCUGGUGAGUGUAUUAUGGGUAUUUUACUGUUACAAGGUUUUAACUUGCUAAACUACUGAAUUUUUUUAAAGCAGUAUAAAAACAGGCCUCUUAAUUCUGUCCUUACUGAUCUAUUUGUGUCUUGCAUAGGAAACCAAAGGGGGUGAGUGCUGAACCCCAGCCUGACAGCUAUAUUGGUGCUGUGGGAGUUAGGACCUGUCAGACUUUGGCAGCUCUUGUAUGUGUGUGUCUUUCUCCCACCCCAGCACUUUUCACCGAUGGGGGAGGGAAACUUCUGCAUUCCUACAGUCUGAACCUGUGCCAGGGUAAUCCUGUGCCCAGUUCUGUAAGAAAGUGGCAGCAGCCUCUAGAGAAAGGGAAGGGCUGGCGGAGGAGUAAGCAAGGCAGCUAGAGCGGAAACUCCACUCUGCAAUGCUGAACCAAAGCACAAAGCUGGUUCCAGAGGCGUAAGUGUUUUUCCCUUAGCAAAGCGCCAUCACCUGAUGUAGGCAGCUUUUACCAAACUGGGGGGGGGUAGCUGUGGCAGGGACUCUGAUGACUCUCUUUUCUUGCUGGUAGUGGAGACACA